Molecule: messenger RNA, 1123 nt
Organism: Mangifera indica (mango)
Lineage: Eukaryota; Viridiplantae; Streptophyta; Magnoliopsida; Sapindales; Anacardiaceae
Product: leucine-rich repeat protein 1-like
Exons: 6
Coding region: 204-872 (222 amino acids)
Molecular function (GO): protein binding
Source: RefSeq, a predicted model, not a curated record
CUAGUUGAAAGUACACAAUGAUGAAGAUUUCAGAGAAUAAUUAUGAAAUAAAAGUAAAAAGCCAGUACAAAUACAUUGAUGGUUUUAUUGCUUAGUUCUCUUGAUAUUCCCAAAGCCGAUCCUCUUUCUCGCCUCUCGUCUUCUUUUUCUCUUCCCUUUUCAAGAAUCUUUCAAGUAAACAAACCCUAGAAAGACCCGCAGCCAUGGUCUCCACACCCUCCACUUCCACUUCCACUUCCACUUCCACUUUCUUUUUUUGUUUAUGUUUAAGCGUUUUAGUCAGCUUUGUGUUUGGGAAUUCUGAAGGUGACGCUCUUUAUACCUUUAGGAAAAGCUUGUCAGAUCCAGAUAACGUUCUUCAGAGCUGGGAUCCCACACUUGUUAAUCCCUGCACUUGGUUCCAUAUCACUUGUAAUCAAGACAAUCGCGUUACUCGAGUGGAUUUAGGUAAUUCAAAUCUGUCUGGACAUCUAGUCCCUGCGCUUGGGAAGCUGGAACAUUUGCAAUAUUUGGAGCUUUACAAAAACAACAUUCAAGGAACUAUCCCUGCCGAGCUUGGUAACUUGAAGAGCCUCAUCAGCUUGGACUUGUAUAACAACAACAUUUCUGGAGCCAUCCCUCCUUCCUUGGGAAAUCUUAAGUCUCUUGUCUUUUUGCGGCUUAAUGGUAACCGAUUAACUGGACAAAUACCCAGGGCACUUGUCGGAAUUUCAAGCCUCAAAGUUGUGGAUGUUUCUAGUAAUGAUCUAUGUGGAACAAUUCCUGCCAGUGGGCCAUUUGAACACAUACCUCUCGACAACUUUGAGAAUAAUCCCAAACUAGAAGGUCCACAGUUGCUGGGACUCGCGAGUUAUGACACAAACUGCUCAUGAAUGAUUGACAGUUGGUUUCUGAUAGAUAUGUACUUGAAAAUUCAAAUUGUCCUACCUUUAACACAGCAGUUUAGUUGGAUCGGUGAAGUGAGACCCUUAUAUAUAUAUAUUAAGUAUACAAUACUGCUUGAAUGCAUCUGUAAUUGCAUUGUUAUGCUAUUUGCAAAAUGUUCAAAACAAGAAUUUUAUAGAUGUAAUACUAGUGAAAGUUUCUCUGUCGUUGAUGCAGUAAUUUGAUUUUACUGGCACAA